Molecule: messenger RNA, 300 nt
Organism: Mesorhabditis spiculigera
Lineage: Eukaryota; Metazoa; Nematoda; Chromadorea; Rhabditida; Rhabditidae
Source: the annotation of a GenBank genome assembly
AUGGACCCAAAUGCAAUUCAAUACCCCGCAAAAACCGCAAAAGAAGAGAUAUUUGACGAUGAUGAAGCGGGGACGAGCUCGCCGACUGAUGAUUAUGAGGAGCAGAUGCAAAUGCAAGUCGUCUCGUUGGCCUCGCGAGAAGAUACGGCUUUUGCUGAACUGCUCGAUACCCUGAUGCGAAAAGAAACCUCGACCGUCUACAUGCGACGCCAGGAAUGCCCAUGGUCUUUCGACAUCACAUUACCUGAACUCCUUGAAAACCCUGUAUACUGGGGAAAAGUUUUGUGGAGAUGUGCAAGU